CUUCUCAACCUCGUUGACGAAUGGUUCCAAUAAUAAUAAUAGUGAACUUAUAGCCGACGCAUGCCAAAUGUCUGUUGUGCGUUGCGACAGCCACCGAAAGCGAACCUGCGGAUGGACAAGGCCCAAGAGCUCUGUGAUUGGGAAUACCCAGCUCCGCAGUUUUGAGUACGAUAAAGCUCUUCCAACUCGAUGCCGUCAAGGCCAUCCACGGACGAUUCCUCUCCACGCACAACCACAUUCGUCGACCGUGUCUGGUCCGUCAUGAACAUGCAUCUAUUUGUGAGGAACACUUCCUUGAUAGCGCUCGCUGUCUUCGGUUAUGUAGCACUCUGGAAGUUUGCGACCGACAAUGGUACUUUUUCGUUGAUGCGUGAGUGGUCAUCGCAAAACCGUCUUCCAGGAACUGGCGAGAAAUACGCCACAGAAUUCACGCAAUGGCGCACGCUCGAUAUAUUUUUGAAGAGCUUGUUGACACUCUUUUGGCCGAUGGUCAACGGGACCCAACCUGGCUCGUCGCUGAUGUGCUUCUACUUUGCUGGUCAAGGCAUAGCCGCAUGGAUCUUGACAGCAAUUGAAGGACAACGCCGCGGCCACAAAGACAAUUCGAGAUUGAUAUCCUUCACUGCAGCUUAUGGCUUGUUGUUCCAAGCUCUCGGUAUUGGAAUCGUUGGCCCAGUCUUCUUCGCCUUUUCACCUCUUGGAGACCGAUCGACUAGUGCUGUUCUUACACGCUACACUGCAGAGAUAAAUGCUAUUAUUCCAGCGACCAUUGGUGCGAUCAUUAUUCCGACCAUCCUAAUGUCACUUCAUGCGCCGACUGCCAUCUCGCUCGAGCACAAAAUCGAUCUCAUCCGUUUAUGGCAAUUCUUUCCACUGCUGUUUCGCUUGUGUCAGCGGGUCUGGAGCAGCUUUGUUCUGGUCCGCAUCACGUCUUACAGGGACGAGAUAGCCGAGAAGAACCCGGAGACGCAGCGUAGAGCUUUCGGAAGGGUGUAUAUAGUUGGACUCUGUUGCGCCGCGGUACCUCACAUCAGCACUGUCGUUGCGUCUCUGACGGCUCUAUUGUGUCCUACUUUUUUUGCGACCCCAACAGCAUUCCAUCCAGUCAAUCUCUUCGUUCCAGUAUCGCCGUUCUCUGGACAUCAAGCAAGCACGGUAGGCCAAGGCGCGCAUUGGUUCUUACAAUGGGACAUGACCCUAAUGUUCUCCACAUACCUCAUCUGGGCUUACUUCGCCAACAUAGAAGUCAUAUAUCCCGCUUCGGGGGUUAUCUCGAGUUCUCUGGUGCUACGUAUCAUAGCAUGGUCUCUCCUUUUUGGGCCUAUGGGCGCCGCCUUGCUCGCGACAUGGGAAAGAGAUGAUUUUGUGUUGAAUGCCCUCGAGCACAAGAUCAAGUCUCGCAAAGAUUUACCUGCGGAAGUCACGUCUCGGAUUGGUUAGAGGGAGAAUUGAGCAGGGAUAUAUACGAGUCAUUGUCGUCGCACUAAAACCAUAGUUUGCAGAUCAUCAUCCGAGCAACCGAGCGCUCAUAGACGAGAGUCUUUUUGCAGUAGAUCGACUGCCCCCUUCGCCAUACCCCUGGGAUCAGUAUUAGUAGCAGUCCGAGGUCUGGAGACGAAACUUGAGUAAAGUCGGAUGUCGCAACCUACCAUGAUGCUUGAUAACCAGCUCCGCCAGCGCCAUAGCUGUGGAUGACCAGAUGUUUGCCAAAAUGUUCUCUCUCGAGUCUUGGACCUCCUUUUCUACUUGCUAUCAUAGUCUGUCAGCUUCUGGUCCCAGGUUCCCCAACAAUGCACAUACGUCGUAAACCAACACCAUGAUAUAACACUUUGAGAUCCUCCGGCUUUCCUAGUUCAGGUGCCAAAGCGCA
This is a messenger RNA of Aureobasidium subglaciale EXF-2481, 1870 nucleotides long. RefSeq lists its product as uncharacterized. NCBI's taxonomy places the organism in Eukaryota, Fungi, Ascomycota, Dothideomycetes, Dothideales, Saccotheciaceae. The transcript has a single exon. The record is from RefSeq and is a predicted model, not a curated record. The coding region runs from base 190 to 1440 and encodes 416 amino acids.